Branchiostoma belcheri (Belcher's lancelet) is the source of this 2101-nucleotide messenger RNA. Its product is annotated as serine/arginine-rich splicing factor 12-like. Gene Ontology annotation, molecular function: RNA binding. Lineage: Eukaryota; Metazoa; Chordata; Leptocardii; Amphioxiformes; Branchiostomatidae. The transcript has 7 exons. The record is from RefSeq and is a predicted model, not a curated record. Gene Ontology annotation, biological process: mRNA splicing, via spliceosome. Gene Ontology annotation, cellular component: cytoplasm; ASAP complex; nucleoplasm. The coding region runs from base 81 to 815 and encodes 244 amino acids.
AUGACGUCAUCUCUCAGCGCGCAUGCCCACAGCUAAUAUUUCCCUCGCGCUUCCACCAUUUUGUGAAUGUUCUGAGGAAAAUGUCGCGAUACAGCCGACCUCCUAACACCUCACUCUACGUCCGGAAUGUCCCCGACGGGACCAGACCCGACGAAAUGCGGUCCUUAUUUGGAAAGUACGGACCCAUUGUAGACGUGUACAUUCCCUUGGAUCACUUUACUCGACUGCCCCGAGGCUUUGCAUAUGUCCAGUUUGAAGAUGUCAGGGACGCAGAGGAUGCCAUGUAUGGGCUGGACCGAUCUCGCUUCUACGGACGAGAGCUGGAAAUCCAGUUUGCCGAGGGGGACCGCAAGACACCGUCCCAGAUGAGAGCCAAAGAACGCCGAGAUUCUCCUCCAAGCCGUCGCCAUGGUCACGGCGGUCGCUAUGAUGACCGAGACCGGCGUGAUCGCCGCAGGAGCCGCAGCCCGUACGAGCGCGAGAGGCGCCGCAGCCGGAGCCGCAGCCCGUACUACAGCAGCAGCAGCCGACGCAGUCGCAGCAGGAGCAACGAGAGGCAUUACUACUCGCGCGGGGACAGUCCCUACCACGGCAGGCGCAGUCGAAGCAGGUCGUACGACGGGUACAGGCGACGCAGUGGGGGCGGCAGUGGUACCAGUCGGCGCAGAAAGUCGUACAGUCGCUCCAGGUCCCGGUCUCGCAGCCCCCGUGCACGUGGCAGGGAGCCUUCCCCGAGGUCUCGCUCCCCAUCUCCUCAGUACCGCAGCCGGAGCCACACGCCGCGGAGUCGCAGCAGAUCGCCCGAGGCGCACUAGACCACCCGCCUCUCUCACAACUUGUUAAGGCUACUAGCGAGGGAACCCGAGUAUCAAAACAUAGUGUAGGGGUAAAAGAUGCAGACGUGGUGUAUUAAUAUAUGCCUGUAGCUGUGUAGGUAGAGAAGCAAUGUCAUUCACUGCUUGUGGGAUGCAUAGUUCUAUGUCUACUACUAUUUUCUGGUUACUUGCAUUUUUUUACUAUGUCUUUUUAUAGAAGUUGCAAGGCUACCCUGAUUCUCCAGCGUUUUCUUUUGCAGCAAAGAUCAGACCAGUGUAUAUUUUUCAUGAAAGUUUAGAUUUUAGGGCAAAACAAAAACCAACUGUGCAAGCGCUCAAAAGAAAUCAUAUAAAGACCCCUGGAUCAAAACAAGAAUAGUGCUUCCAAGCUACUUUCAUGGACUGUUAAGUCACAACUGACAAAGGGUCCGUUUUCAGUGUUAUUUUCCUCAAUCACUUACUUUCAAUUUGUAGCUUAACAAUGGGAACAAAAUGUGUGUGUGUCCUUGCAUUUGAUGUACAUAGAAGAACCAACUAUCAUCUGUGCACUGUCCUCAGUAUGUGAGACGAAGAAGACUGAAAACAAUACACAUAAGAAGGGUGAAAACAUUGCACAUGUUGCUCUGCCUCAAGAAGAAUCACACAAGUACUAGUAGUCAGUCUUUGACACACAGUUGUUGUCCUGUUGAUUUUUAUAUAGAUGACAAAUACCGGGAGGGUAAACCAUUGUGAUGUUAAAAAACAACUACGGUCAAUUGGCCCAUAUUGGGUCAAAAUGUGGCCAUUUUCUGUUCCAAUACAGACUACUGUAGCACCCACAUGUAUAUAGAGGUGGUUUAGAUGUAAUGCAUUACCACAAUCCCCUAAGGCUUAGUAGGGUACAGUGCAUUCCAUUUAACUAGUGGAAGAGAAAAGGUGUCUGGUGAUGUUCCUGAUCAUUUUAAGACUCCUGUUAAGUGCUAACCAGCCGUCUUUGUAGUGAACCAUGUGUGUGAAACGUCACUGCAAUGUUCUGUAUUUCAAUAGCAGCAAUUUUCUUGCCUGUGAUAUACAACUUGCUCUCCAACUAUUUGCAUCACUGUACUAAGUUUGUGUUUCAUUUCAUGAAGGGGAAAACAGAAAUCAUUUUGCCCUCAACAGGAGACUGAAGGUAAAUUAUCUAAACCUAAACCCUAGAAUUUAGGUACAAUACACCAAACAAGUUUUGUAAUAAGUUUGCUACAUUAUCUAUGAUAAUGAUGCAGAUUGUCAGUGCUACAUUUGUUGUACCUUUACUGUUGGUUGGA